GCAUUGCGGGUUGCAGCCAUUCAGUAUAUUAAUGUUAUGGGGAAGGUAAAAUUAUUCCAAUUUUCUUAUUAAUUAAAUUAUAGUGUUAUUUUAGACAGAAAUAUUUAAUAUUUUUGAGGAGAAUGCUUAUUUUAGAAGAAAUGAAAGGAAAGCAACGUCACCACUAGGAAGUGAAAUAUGACAACUUUAAAGAGCCAACCAGAUGCAAACCACGUGACUGAGGAGGCGAAGACAGAAGGGAAUGCAUCAAACUCUGAGAAUAAAUCGGAGAAAAACUGCAUUUUGGAUGCUGUUCAAAAUAAUAACGUCUCGACAGCACUACAGAAAAAGAAGGGAAAUGUAUAUAAACCUGCUAAAGCUGAUUAUGAAAAGGCUAGGCAAAUACUUCUGGAAAAUAAUGUUGUUAAAUUGAAACCAAAGCCUAUAGUUAUUAAUUUGAAAAAUAAUGCUGUUGAAAAUCAUCCUGUAAGUAAAAAUGGAGAUGAUGAUGAUGAUCAGGCAGCAGAAGAAGCAAAAGAACAGCCAGACAGUUUUGUAGAAACACUAGUUAUUGAUGUUGAGAAUUCUGAAGAUCAAAUAGAGGAACUUAAUAGAGAGUUUGAGCAGAAAGUGGAGUGGCUUGCAGAGAUGAUUGCGAUUUCCCGUCGUAAAUUUAAUAGUAUGAAGAAGAAGAAAAAGAAACGUAAAGUAAUUCCAGUGAAGCAAACUGAAGAUGGGAAAUAUGAAUGUGAAAAAUGUAAGAAGCAAUUUGCCUCUGUGAGCAGUAUUUAUAGUCAUCAGAGUGUUCAUAGGAGAGUCAGACCAUAUAAGUGUAAAGUAUGUCACAUGCGUUUCAAAGAUGGGUCUAGUUUAAAGAACCACAGUACGAUUCACACAGGUGAGAAACCGUAUGAAUGCCAGGAAUGUAAGAAUAAAUUCAGAUUAAAAGGUGAUUUGAAAAAACAUCUUCGAACACAUACCGGAGAAAGACCCUUUCCCUGUGAAGUUUGUGGCAAAAAGUUAACUACAAAAACAACAUGGACACUUCAUAUGAAAUUACAUAAAGGAGAUAAGCCCUUUAAGUGUAAGAAAUGUGAUAGAAGGUACGUUGCCCAGUCUUGCCUAAACAAGCACAUGAAGCUUGCACACAAAAGAUAAAGUUUAGGUUUUGAUCUAAAAGGCAACCAAGAGUAAAUUAUUAAGAAAUAGCAAUUAGUGUGAUGUUGUAAAUACUACUUUAUUUUCUGUUAAAAUACAUUUAUGCAAAUGUAUCUGUUUAUAUAAAUAAAUACUUUAUGGUGAUAAAUUUUCAAGUUUUAUUUCAACGAAUAGACGUUGAUUAAAAUUUGCUUGUGCAGAGUUAUAUCUGUAUUUUAUAAUAGCAGCACUUCACUUAGAGAUUUCCAAAUUUACUCAGAGCUAUAAAUUUAUUUCAUAAUUUAUUUUUCCAUUAUGUGUUUAUAAAUUAAACAACAAAUUACAAAAAAGUAUACAGAACCCUGAAAAAUUAUCUUAGAAUCUAAGAUACAGAUGUAACCUUUAUAAUUCUGAAUGAUCAUCAUCCUUAUAAAGUUACUGCAUUGCCAUAUGCAAUAACUUUAUAAAGAUGACGAUCAUUCAGAAUUGGAUGGGUGUCAAAGUUGUAAGGCAAAGAUUUGAUGUAAAUAAUAAAUUUAAAAAUAUAUCCUUAACAACAAAAAAGAAAUUUGUCGUUUUGAUAAAUUUAUUACUUUAUUGCAAACAUUUUUGUGAUACAGAUCAGGCUAAAUCAAAAUGAAAGCAAUUUUUGACUCCACUGUGCAGACAUUAAGAGAGUUUUUAUUCCAUACCUAUUGUGGGUUUGGUCAGGCCAACAAUAUGAGCAACUGAGUGGUG
Messenger RNA from Centruroides sculpturatus (bark scorpion), 1854 nucleotides. Its product is annotated as zinc finger protein 436-like. Bases 178 to 1137 code for a protein of 319 amino acids. Lineage: Eukaryota; Metazoa; Arthropoda; Arachnida; Scorpiones; Buthidae. The record is from RefSeq and is a predicted model, not a curated record. Gene Ontology annotation, biological process: regulation of transcription by RNA polymerase II. Gene Ontology annotation, molecular function: DNA-binding transcription factor activity; RNA polymerase II cis-regulatory region sequence-specific DNA binding. The transcript is spliced from 3 exons.